AUGGAAUUGCCAAACUUGGGUCAGAACUGCAGCAAAGAGACGUGCAAACGUUUAGAUUUCCUGCCAGUUAAAUGCGAUGCCUGUUCAGGUAUAUUUUGUUCUGAUCACAUGAGCUACAGCAGUCAUCAAUGUCAAUCUGCAUACAAGAAAAAUGUACAAGUUCCUAUGUGUCCUUUGUGCAACAAACCAGUACCAGUACCACGGGGUCAAGAACCAGAUUUUACUGUUGGGCAACACAUUGACAAUGACUGUCGGUUUACUGAGGGUAGAAAGGUGUUCACAAAUAGAUGCACUGUAGCAAAAUGUCGAGGCAAGGAAGCUGUACCUUUGGUAUGUAGCGAGUGUCGUCAAAACCAUUGUUUUAAACAUCGUCAUCCUUUGGAUCAUAGUUGCACAGGUAGUGCUAAAUCUGUUCAAAGAAAAGUGACGGAUGUUAAAAGUAUAUUUGGAACCAAUGGAAUUAUAAAAAAAGCUUUUACUGCAACUGCAAUACAGGGAAAUAUGAGUGAAGAUGAAGCAUUAGCUAGAGCAUUAGCUGAGUCUGAACGUUUGACUAACGAAAAUACUACUAAUUCUCAACCAAGAUGUUCUGUUGCAUAA
This is a messenger RNA of Macrosiphum euphorbiae (potato aphid), 600 nucleotides long. Lineage: Eukaryota; Metazoa; Arthropoda; Insecta; Hemiptera; Aphididae. The record is from the annotation of a GenBank genome assembly.